AUGUCUUUCAGUCGCGCAUGGAGACUCCCUAUCUUGUCGACGCCUCAUAGCACGAAGGCAAGCCAUGGCAACUUACCGUUCAAUGGCAGUAGCCAGUCAUUCAGCCGCGGCUACCGCGCUGGUAGCACCAGGAAUCGACUGUCAACUGUUUGGGUCCCUACCGGAGGAAUGACACCUGAACGAGGCGAAGGCGCCUAUGAAAAGCUUGUUCGCGCCGGAUUCUUGCGACAGUCACACUCUGGCAUUUUCCAUCUACUUCCUCUUGGCCAGCGUGUCCAACGGAAACUCGAGAGCGUCAUUGACUAUUACAUGCAAGAACUCGGAGCCUCGAGAGUAGCUCUGUCAACCAUUACGUCCAAGGACCUCUGGGAGAGGAGUGGCCGUCUUACACAACUAGAGGCUGAGCUCUUCGGCUUCGAGGACCGCAAAGGGUCCAAAUACAUGCUGUCGCCCACCCACGAAGAAGAGAUUACUACUCUAGUGGCGAAGACUGUGAAAUCCUACAAAGAACUGCCCCUUCGCCUCUAUCAGAUCACGCGCAAAUUCCGUGACGAACUUCGUCCGCGCCAUGGACUACUAAGAACCCGCGAGUUCACCAUGAAGGACCUCUAUACUUUUGAUGUCUCCGCGAAUUCGGCCUUAGAGACCUAUAAGAAGGUCCAGUCGGCAUACACCGGCGUUUUCAAAGCACUGAAGCUGCCGGUGAAAGUAGCCAAAGCGAGCUCCGGCGACAUGGGAGGCGAUCUGAGCCAUGAGUAUCACUUGCCCACCUCAAUUGGGGAGGACACUCUGGUCACCUGCAAUACUUGUAGCUACGCUGCUAACGCCGAGGUCGCCGAGCCAAGGACAGCGGCCGUCGACAGCACAGGACCAUGCGGUCCGACUGAAGCCCCAAGUCCCGCAUCUGCUUCAAUAAGGGUGUGGCGAGGCAUCAGUAAAGACCGCAAGACCUUGGUGAAUGCCUGGUAUCCAGGCCAAAGCCAGGAUGAAUCUAACGGAGAGAAAGAUCUCAGGAUUUCGGCCAUCAAGACAAUUGUCGCUGAUCUGGAUGCAAGCACUGAGAAUGCCGUAUCACUGUGGCGGGCAGCUAUUACAUCAACGAGUUCUAGCACGGACACUGCGGCCACCCGGCCCCAGAUCAUUAACAUCAUACACUCCACAUUGACCAGCAACCUAGAAGAGGUUCUACGAGAAGAAAGUAAAUCAUCGCCUUUGUCAGGGUUGGAUGUUCCCGAGGAUGGAGUAGACUCAACCAUCAUUACCAGAACUCAAGUUGGACAACCAAUCCACCUGCUCGCGGCUCGCGAUGGCGACAGAUGCCCUUGCUGCGACAGUGGCGUUCUCGAGCUGCAGAAGGCGCUGGAGCUUGGGCACACAUUCUACCUAGGAACUCGAUACUCGGAGCCACUCGAUGCAACAGUAUCCGUACCAACUCGUGCGAAUUCAAGUCAGCACGAUGGUCCGCCAGCUUUGGCUGAGGAAAAGACACCUAUGCAGAUGGGGUGCCAUGGAAUUGGCGUCUCCCGACUCAUAGGGGCCGUAGCUGAGCAUCUGACAGACACGAAGGGCCUACAAUGGCCGCGCGUGAUUGCCCCUUACGAAGUCGUGGUGAUUUCCACUCCUACUCUAGCUGAAGAUGCUAGUCAAGUGUAUGAUGAGAUCGCCACAGGGGGCAUUGACACGGUGCUGGAUGAUAGGUCGGCGUCCUUCGGUUGGAAGCUGAAUGACGCAGACUUGGUAGGUUAUCCAGUCCUAGUCAUACUGGGUAAAGUAUGGAAAGAGACAGGUAAUUGUGAGGUCCAAUGCCGCAGAUUCGGGAUCAAAGAAAUGGUACCGCUUAGAGAGCUACGCCAGCGUGUGGCAGAGUUGCUCGAACAGCUCUGA
Molecule: messenger RNA, 1884 nt
Organism: Colletotrichum abscissum
Lineage: Eukaryota; Fungi; Ascomycota; Sordariomycetes; Glomerellales; Glomerellaceae
Product: prolyl-tRNA synthetase
Exons: 7
Coding region: 1-1884 (627 amino acids)
Biological process (GO): prolyl-tRNA aminoacylation
Cellular component (GO): cytoplasm; mitochondrion
Molecular function (GO): ATP binding; proline-tRNA ligase activity
Source: RefSeq, a predicted model, not a curated record